Dromiciops gliroides (monito del monte) is the source of this 2907-nucleotide messenger RNA. Its product is annotated as zinc finger protein 260-like. Gene Ontology annotation, biological process: regulation of transcription by RNA polymerase II. The record is from RefSeq and is a predicted model, not a curated record. Bases 1 to 2112 code for a protein of 703 amino acids. NCBI's taxonomy places the organism in Eukaryota, Metazoa, Chordata, Mammalia, Microbiotheria, Microbiotheriidae. The transcript has 4 exons. Gene Ontology annotation, molecular function: DNA-binding transcription factor activity; RNA polymerase II cis-regulatory region sequence-specific DNA binding.
AUGGGCGCCUCGUUCGCUGAGAGAGCGCGAGAGGCAGAGACAGAAACAGAGCCAGACAGAGAGACUGCGCAGAUGCGGAAGUUUCUUCCUUCGCUGUUCCUGAGGCCCAGGUAUCACAUCCGGCCCUUGGUCCUGGGUCUGAGAGGAGGCGAGGAGCCGCGGCCCCCCGCCUGGCUCCCUGCCCUGCUCUGCGUCUCCCCUCCGCUCCCUGGCUACUCACUUACAUGGGGCGAAGCCUCGUGGCCCCUGGCGGGGGUCUCAAUGACUUUCAAGGAUGUGGCUGUGGACUUCACCUGGGAGGAGUGGAGCUACCUGGACACUUCCCAGAAGGAACUUUACUGGGAAGUGAUUCUGGAGAACUACAGGAACCUGGUCAGCCUGGGCCUUGCAGAUUCCAGCAUGGAUGUGAUCUCUCAGCUGGAGGCAGGGGAAGCACAUUGGAAUCUAAGUGACAGUGUCCUCAAAAUCUUCAGGCCAGAUUGGGAUACCAGGCCUCAGACCAAGAAGUCUUCUCCAAAGAUCGGCAUUUCUGUGGAAGACUUAUCCCAGCAAAGGUCCUUGUGUGAUGACCCGUGGAUGGACCAAGCCAGGGAGUCUUAUGACAGAAUGAAGAGCGAUCAGAGCAAUGAGGAGAAACCUUCUAGGCAAGGAAAAGUAAUCCAGACAGAAACUGCUGGUGAAAUCACAGGUUCUGAUUAUAGUAAAUAUGGCCAAACCUUUAACCCAGAGGCAGUCCUUUUGCUACAACAGGAAGUUUCUUUAGUAAUGAAUCUCCACAAAGGUGCUGAUCAGAGAAGGAGCUUCACCAUGGAGUCAGACCAAAGAUAUUGUAAUCUGAUCUAUUCACAGAAGAAAUAUUCUGAGGUUAACAAAUGUCAGAAAGCCUUUUCUUAUGAUUUGGACCUCAUUGACAAACAGGAAAUUCAGGAUAAAGAGGAACUUCAUGAAAGUGGGAAUUCUUUCAUAGUGUAUAAUGAACUUAAUCUACCCCAGGGAACUGAUCCAGGAGAAACAUGUUAUGAAUUGACUCAAUGUGGGAAGACAUUCUCUCAAAAAGCAGAUCUCAAUCAACACUCUGGUAGUCAGAGGAAAACCAAAUCUUUUGAAUGCAGUGAGUGUGGAAAGGCUUUCCACUUUAAGACAAGUCUUUCCCAGCACUACAGAAUUCAUACUGGAGAAAAACCUUUCAAAUGCAGUGACUGUGGAAAGUCUUUCUGCCAGAAGACAGACCUUAUACGACAUUAUAGGAUUCACACUGGAGAAAAACCUUUUAAAUGCAGUGAUUGUGGGAAAGCCUUUCCACGGAGCACAACCCUCACUCUACAUCAGAGAACUCACACUGGAGAGAGACCCUAUGAAUGCAAAGAAUGUGGGAAGACAUUCCGAUCCAGCUCUAACCGUACUCAGCACUGGAGUACUCACACAGGAAUAAAACCUCAUCAGUGCAGUAUAUGUGGGAAGGCCUUCUCCCAGAAAUCUGAUCUCACUCAUCAUGGUAGUGUUCAUACUGGAGAGAAACCAUAUGCAUGUCCUGAAUGUGGAAAGUUCUUUCGCCAGAAGUCAGAUCUUAAACAACACUUUAGCAUUCAUAGUAGAGAGAAACCUUAUGAAUGCAGUGCUUGUGGUAAAGCCUUUCCCCGUAUUGUAGAAUUAGCUAGACAUCAAAGAAUUCACACUGGAGAGAAACCCUAUGAAUGCAUAGAAUGUGGGAAGACAUUCAGUCAAGGUUCUAAACUUUCUCGGCACCAGAGAAUUCAUACAGGAAUAGAACACCAUGAAUACAAAGUAUGUGGGAAGGGCUUCUCCCAGAAGUCUGAUCUCACUCAUCAUGAUAGUGUUCAUACUGGAGAGAAACCGUAUGAAUGCUCUGAAUAUGGAAAGUACUUUCACCAGAAGUCAGAACUUGGACAACACCUUAACCUUCAUACUAGAGAGAAACCUUUUAAGCGCAGUAAUUGUGGAGAAGCCGUUGCAAGGAGGACAACACUGACUGAGCAUCAGACAACUCACAGUGGAGAGAAAUCCUGUGUGUGCAAUGAAUGUGGAAAGGCCUUCACUCAGAAAGGUCUUCCAGUACAUAUUGCAAAAAUGCAUAAUAGAGAGAAGUCUUAGGAAUGUAGUGAAUGUGGGAAGGCAUUCUCUGGGAUCACAACAUUAACUUAACCUCAUAGAUUUUGUUAUGGUGAAAACCUCAUUAAUAAAGUCUUAGAAAGCAUACUUUUAUCUGGAAGAGACUCCUUGACAAAUUUACUCAAUAUUGGACAGGAACCAUACACAUUUAGUGCAUGUGGAAAGCCCUUCACUUACUGGUACAGAACAAUUUAUUUCUAUUCCGCAGAUGGGUCAUUGACUGGAGAUGCAAGGAAGGCAUAUAUUUUCACAAAGCAACAAAUAUGUUGACUUAUUUUCCUAUAUUUUUAUAAUUUUUUUUUGCAAGGCAAUGGGGUUUUAAGUGAUUUGCCCAAGGUCACACAGCAAGUGUCAAGUGUCUGAGGCUAGAUUUGAAAUCAGGUCCUCUUGACUCCAGGGCCGGUGCUCUAUCCACUCCCCCCUUAUUUUCCUAUCUUCAUAAUAUUUGUUACAUGGAAACUCUUGAUUUGGUAGGGGAGAUUUGGUAGUGAGUGACAGCAAUGUAUCCAAAAAGUAAAGGGACCAUUAAUAAAAGAAAACCUGUAAACAGAGAAGUUCCUACAUAUCAGGUUUCCAAUAUCAAAUAACAUAAAGGGGACACAAUAGUAUAGUAAAGAAGGUGAGAUUAGAACAGUUGCUUCUUGAUUAGUUAUGAAUGGUUUAACUUGGAAAGUGGUCAGCACUCAAGUGCUUUAGGGAUUUGUGUUGAGCCCUAAUCCAUUGAACAUUUUUAUCAGUCUUGAGAGAAUCUGUAAAACACUUUGUAAAUUUUUCUGU